Adineta ricciae is the source of this 1146-nucleotide messenger RNA. Lineage: Eukaryota; Metazoa; Rotifera; Eurotatoria; Adinetida; Adinetidae. The record is from the annotation of a GenBank genome assembly.
AUGACAUUUGAUCCAACUAAACAUUCACAUUGUCGAUAUAAUCCGUUGAAAGACGAAUGGGUGCUUGUUUCACCACAACGAUUACAACGGCCAUGGGCUGGUUCGUAUUCGGCUUGUCACCAUAGCGUUCUAUCGUUUCUUUGCGUAGGUCGAGUGGAAGAUGAUGCCAACGACAACGAUGAAACUGCCAAUGACGAGAGUCAAAAAAAUAAUCCCCUUUGUCCAGGUGUUACACGCCCGUCGAGCAAAGAGCCCAAUCCGUUCUAUGAACACACAUUUGUAUUCGAAAAUGACUUCCCUGCGCUACUCGCUGAAAUACCUGACCCUUCCAAUGUUGAAAAGACUGCAAAGGAUGAUCUUUUUCAAUGUCAUGCAGCUCGUGGCGUUUGCAAAGUCAUUUGUUUUCAUCCGAAUUCAAGACUGACACUACCACGUAUGACGCUUGACGACAUUGCACACGUUGUUCGUACAUGGAUGGAUGUCUAUGAUGAUCUAGCAAGCAAAUAUCAAUGGGUGCAAAUAUUUGAAAAUCGUGGAGAUAUCAUGGGAUGCUCAAACCCACAUCCACAUUGUCAAGUAUGGGCUACUGAUUUUCUGCCGAACGAAGCUCGUAUUAAACAUAAAACACAAAAAGAUUAUUCUCUCAAGCACAAUGGAAAUGUUCUUCUACUCGAUUAUAUUCAACGAGAAUUAAAUGAUUUCCAAAAAGAGCGUGUCGUCGUUGAACAUGAACAUUGGUUGGUCGUCGUACCCUAUUGGGCUGUGUGGCCUUAUGAAACUAUGCUUUUACCCAAGCGUCAUGUACUUCGUUUCUCUGACCUAACCCCUGACGAACAAAUUGGACUUGGUAAGAUUAUGAAAGAAUUAUUGAUCAAAUACGAUAAUCUAUUCAAAACAUCAUUUCCUUAUUCAAUGGGUUGGCAUGGCGCUCCAACCGGUUCGAUGAUAAAUGAUGAUUGUUCUCAUUGGCAAUUGCAUGCUUCGUACUAUCCUCCAUUGUUACGUUCGGCUAAAAUAAAGAAGUUCAUGGUCGGUUAUGAAAUGCUCGCGCAAGCGCAACGUGAUAUAACUGCUGAACUAGCAGCACAAACUCUUCGUGAUCUAUCUGGUGAAGUUCAUUAUAAAGACAAAAAGAAUACUAAAUAG